Molecule: messenger RNA, 961 nt
Organism: Cherax quadricarinatus
Lineage: Eukaryota; Metazoa; Arthropoda; Malacostraca; Decapoda; Parastacidae
Source: RefSeq, a predicted model, not a curated record
CAGGCUACGGACAACAGCCUCCUGUUCCUCAGCUCCGCCUGCACCACAGCAGUCGUAUCCACCCCAGCAGUAUCCACCCCAGCAACCAUAUCCACAGCCACCAUAUCAACAUCAGCCAUAUCCACAGCAACCAUAUCCACCUCAGCCGUAUCCCCAACAACCGAUUUCGGUGGAAGCUCCAUAAUUAAGCAAAUUAAACCAUGGAGUCAAGCCAAACCUCUAUUUACCAAGAGCCUCUCGCCUCUGCAAGGUGUCAGAACGCCUCAAACUGUGGCUGCCUACCAGUCUGACCCAUACAUGACUUGCCACAAGAACCAGGCCUCUGUACACGAGGCAUCACAGCCCACAGUUUUGUAUGGAGGAGUCCAACCAUCGGUAGAGAACAAUAUGCGGCAAUCUUUGCCACAUACGGUCCAACCAUAUAUGCAGUACCAGUCUACGCAAGCAUCUGUGCAGUAUACUACUCUACCAACUGUUAAAUACACUACGACCCAAGCAUCUAUGCCGUAUAAUGCUCACCCUGCUGUGCCAUACACGGCACAGCCAUUUGCACAGUAUCAAGCCUCCCAAGAAUAUGUACAGUAUACUCAACCAUCUGUGCAGCUCAAUAUACUACCAACUGUCGUGUAUCAGAGCCAGCCUCAGGUGUGUGUAGCUGUGCCACCACCGCAGACUCUGCUAGUAACCAACCAUCAACCACCUCUCAAGGUGUGUGGGGAUAAACCCAGGACGGUGAUGGUGGUCAAGCGAAAGAGACAUCAUCACCACCACCAUUGUCAUGGCUUUUAAUGUUCCGUUGAAGUAGCCCCCCCCCCCCCACACACUAUCCUGCCAAGACUUUUGUUUAUCAUUUGUCAAAGUAUUUUAACUAAUAAAAAAAAUUGCUGAAUAAAAUUUUUAAUACGGGCUUUCACGCCAGUCUAUAGAUAUUCCAUUUUUUAAAUAAAAAGCAAUAGUUUUC